UUCCUCAAAAAGGACAGGCACACGUUUUGACUCUGUAUUCCCCCCGCCUCCUCCCACCACAGAAAUAGAAAGGCCGUGUCUGUGGAAGUUGAGUUAAGUAGCCGGACCAUCUACAGCCGAGAGGAAGGGGAGAGUAGUUUGUUAUAUUAACAGAAGGUUUUUAAUCUGCCCCCGUUUAAAUCCAUCCGGGAUUAUACCCAGAAUACCGUGUGGCCCAAAUCAGAGUGUACAAGAAAGAGAAGUUUGGAGGGUUUUUUCAUCAACAAACUUUGAAAACCCCAAUCACAUGCUGGUUGGAUUAUCAGGGGCUAGUUUACUUAUUCCCAAAUUGGGAUUUUAAAUUGUAUUAAGCAAAAUACCUCCAUACACAACCUUAGAAGUAAAUAGUAAGGAGUUGUGGGUCAUUAAUUUUGUGCUUCGCUAGUUAGCUUGACCAAUAUAAAGCUGCUAACGUUCAGAGAGGGAUGGCUUUGGACUUCGCCGCGGGUUGCUUUGGAGGCGCUGCUGGUGUUUUGGUUGGACAUCCUUUUGAUACAGUAAAGGUGAGGCUCCAAAUUCAGAGUGUGGAUAAACCCCUCUACAGGGGGACCUACCACUGCUUCCAGUCCAUCAUACGCCAGGAGUCGAUGCUGGGCCUGUACAAGGGCAUCGGCUCUCCCAUGAUGGGGCUGACGUUCAUCAACGCCAUCGUGUUCGGCGUCCAGGGCAACGCCAUGCGCUACCUGGGCCGCGACACGCCGGCCAACCAGUUCCUGGCGGGCGCGUCGGCGGGCCUCAUCCAGUGCGUCAUCUGCUGUCCCAUGGAGCUGGCCAAGACGCGCAUGCAGAUGCAGGGCACGGGCGAGAAGAAGAAGUCCUCGCGGAAGCUGUACAAGAACUCCCUGGACUGCCUGGUGCGGAUCUACCGCCGGGAGGGCAUCCGGGGCAUCAACCGCGGCAUGGUCACCACCGUCAUCCGCGAGACGCCGGGCUUCGGCAUCUACUUCCUGGCGUACGACGUGCUGACGCGGCGCCUGGGCUGCGAGCCCGACGACCCCUACAUGAUCCCCAAGCUGCUGUUCGCCGGCGGCAUGUCGGGCAUCGCCUCCUGGCUCUCCACCUACCCCGUGGACGUGAUCAAGUCCCGCCUCCAGGCGGACGGGAUGGGCGGGGUCCACCAGUACAACGGCAUCGCCGACUGCGUGCGGCAGAGCCUGAAGAAGGAGGGCUGGCGGGUGUUCACGCGCGGCCUCACGUCCACGCUGCUGCGCGCCUUCCCCGUCAACGCCACCACCUUCGCCAGUGUGACGCUCUUCCUGAUGUACAUGCGCCAGGGCGAUGGCUCCGCCCUCCAGGACUGUGAGACACAGGCUGUUUCGGUGGAGCCCACCAGCAUGUAACUCCAAGCCCUCCCUGACCCACCAGGGAGGGGGGGGGGGGGGGGGGGUUAGUGUGCUGGUCCAGAGCUGAAGCAUACCCAUGCAUCAGCACACUUUGCAUCUUUCUUUGCUUCUCAGGGCCUUCGACCAUCGACGAUCGUCGGGAGACGCAGCAGCAUCUAUUCCAAGAGAACUUGACUCCUUGGAGCGCCUUGACAAGUGACCACUUCUUGUGUAUUUUAAGAUUACAACUGUACUUGUAAAUACGAACAUCCUUGGUUUUAGUAACGAGUCGAUUGUUUUAAUAUUCGUUAUUUAGGUGACUUUAUGUAGCCUCGUGAGGCCAUCCAGAUAUCGCAGUUUUGUGUUUCGCAAGGAAUAUCAGUGUGGCCUUGGCUGGGUAGAUCCGUAUUGACCCGAAUAUGAGCCUAGUUUUUUUUGUCUGAAACAUUGGGGUCGUCUUAUAUACGGGGUCUAGACUUUUAAAUCACAAUAUACAUUCACAACUUCCUGGUAAUAAUAUCUUAUUAUACCAUUCAUUUUACUAACUCCCAUCUGGUUCUAUGCUCCUUUCACCAUAAAAACUGGGUGUUUCGGAGAAUAACAAAACCCGUGCCAACCCCUCCACAUCUCACUCCUCUGGAAUUAUAUGGACAGUAGAGAGUCCUGGAUGUCCUUAUCCUUACGGGAUUGUGUUUUUGAUUUUCAAAUACAAUUAUUCUUUUAAAUAAAACUGAUUUCAUCUUAAAAAAAAAAAAAGAGGGGAUGGAUGUUACAUUUGUCAUAAGAAGUGCAACAAUAUAUCGCUGUCGGUACAGAAAGGAUGUUCAUAGAACCAAGUGUACAACAAUCGCUAGGCUAACCAAUUCCCCGUGUUACAGCAAUGAUAGCAGCUACUGCAGUUGCUACACAGUUAAGUACUAUGAUACAAUACAACACAAUACAAUACAAUGUACAAUGGUGGCCAGAAGGGGGAGGGAUGUCUUGCAUUCUCCAGUGAAUCAGAGUGAGAGAAAAACCUUCCUUGCAGAUUUGUUAAUAUUUUAUCAUUGUCAUUCAGUCUAUUUAAUCAUGAACUGUAACUCUUUCCCCCUCUAGAUGAACGAUCCUAUUAAUGUUCAAUUUUAAAUCCCCAGACUUGACUGCAGAGAGUAACUAAAUGAACUCACCAGACCAGGAUGGCCUCUCAAGAUGCUUGACUUUAUGGGUUACAUUGCCACUUAACAUAGCAGUGUGUUACAUGUGGUGAGUUUAAUGUGGACUGCAUAGGAAAUUGUUUAGGUCAAAGCAACACUUGUUUUUUUCAUUUCGUCUUCUGUGAGUAUUCAUUCAGUACUCUGGUUGAAAUGCAUCUGAAUGAAAAGUAAUUUUGUUCCAAAUAGUUAUUUUAAAAAGAAGAGUAUGAUUACUUUCUUUGCCUUUUUGCAAAACUACUACAUGAUGCUAAAAAGCUUUUGGAUUCAUACACUGAUUGUUAAACUCUCCUUGUUUUUAGUUAAUUAAUUUCAUGUUUUCAAAGUUUGAGGCUCAACCAAGAGUACAAUUUUGAAAUUGGUCAAAUAAAGCAGGAAUGGAAUUGGGACACAAGACAUGGCCUUUUCAGUUUACAAUUGACCAGCAGACCACGUCCAAAUCCUCAGUUACACAUUAAAAGGUAGCCAUACAUGUACACUACAUACUUUUGGAUACUAUAUUUAUAUGUAUUUAAGGAUCUUUAUACAGUUCCAGAAGAUCCGAACUUUCCUAUGAAAAGUCAUGUUACUGUAGAGUCUGUGGGACUUUGUCAAGUGGAAGAUUCUAUGCUGAUUGUAUGGAUGGGAAUCUGAGCAAUACGUUUGUUUCAAUCCAGUGGACAAUAUUAAUUAAUUUUAAAUGUUCCUCUUGGUUUUCUUUGGCAACGGUUUGGAAAUACACCAACAAAGAUCCCUUUAGCCGAAAGAGAAGCUCUUAUUUGAAAUAAAUUAUCUUUGUUAACUCUAAACUAUGAUCUUUUCAGAUUGAAUGAAGCCAAACUAGUUAAUCAGAUUAAGUUCUUUUCUACUGUACCUUCAUUUUGUUUUGAGAAACUGCUGUAUCAUAAAUAUGAAGUGUAUAUGGGGUUAAAAAAACAAUCGCACAAUGACAAGGGGAUUAUCUGUGAGUUUGGUUCUGCAAUGUGGAGACCAUUUUUCAGUCUUCUAUUACUUUAUAUAUUUUUAGCUGUGCCAUGUUGCAUUAAAAUCGUCCAAUCCUGGGCCAUGCCAUUUGACAGAUGAAUGUGAUCGCUGGCCUUGUAAAAUGUUCACCACUGUUGCCUGUGUUAUGUACAUCUGUGAAUGUUGAAUCUGCCAUUUGUCUUUUUUUUUAAUGAAUGACUGAAUAAACCAGUUCCAACAUUUA
Molecule: messenger RNA, 3737 nt
Organism: Gadus macrocephalus (Pacific cod)
Lineage: Eukaryota; Metazoa; Chordata; Actinopteri; Gadiformes; Gadidae
Gene: slc25a29l
Product: mitochondrial basic amino acids transporter
Exons: 4
Coding region: 465-1379 (304 amino acids)
Biological process (GO): mitochondrial L-ornithine transmembrane transport
Cellular component (GO): mitochondrion
Molecular function (GO): high-affinity L-arginine transmembrane transporter activity
Source: RefSeq, a predicted model, not a curated record